GUGCUGGACAGUGUCCAGCACAAGAGCCUCUCUGCCCUGCACACAGGCCUCUUCAGCUUGUGGAUCUCCGUGCGGAGGAACGCCUCUUUGGUGGCUGUGACAGGGAGAAUUAGGCAAGAGAUGCGGGUUCACUUGCCCUGCGUAGGGGCUUAUCUUGGGCUAAGCUGAGGGACUAAUAGCAAAGCCAGCCUCCGCUCCAGCCGGUCUGAGGGCACAGGGAGCCAUCUGUCCACUCUGUGGAUAACUGAAAACAAAGGGGGCAAACAUUGAACACGGGACUACAAACUAAGAGGUCGUUCAUUUAGGAGAUACCAGAAAUAAAGAAGAGGAGCGGGUAUUUUGUAUAUAAGAGUGUUUACUGUAAAGCCCCAAGAACACAGAGAAUGUCAGACAAGGAAGAAAUGGCUUCAGAUGGGAGUCUGAAUGUUACACUGACGCUCAGGCUGCUGAUGCAUGGAAAGGAAGUUGGCAGUAUAAUCGGAAAGAAAGGAGAAACAGUAAAGAAAAUGAGAGAAGAGAGUGGUGCUCGUAUCAACAUAUCAGAGGGAUCAUCUCCUGAGAGAAUAGUUACCAUCACAGGACCCACCGAGGGCAUCUUCAGAGCUUUCUCCAUGAUUGCACAGAAGUUUGAGGAGGAUAUUACGGCAGCAAUGACAAACAGCAACGUGACAAGCAAACCACCUGUGACUCUUCGCCUUGUUUUCCCAGGGAGCCAGUGUGGCUCACUGAUUGGCAAAGGAGGCUCAAAGAUCAAAGAGAUCAGAGAGACCACAGGCGCCCAGGUUCAGGUGGCAGGAGACAUGCUGCCGGACUCUACAGAGAGGGCUGUCACAAUCUCCGGCACUCCACAGGCCAUCACUCAGUGUGUAAGACACAUCUGCUCUGUCAUGCUGGAGUCUCCUCCAAAGGGAGCAACUAUUCCCUAUCGUCCCAAGGCCAUACCUGCAGGAGCCCAUGCAGUAUUAGCACAACAGCACUCUGCACAAGCCUUUGCAAUUCCAGGGCAGUAUGCUUUUGCACAUCAAGAUUUGACCAAGCUUCACCAGUUGGCUAUGCAGCAUAUUCCCCUCCCUUCCCUUGGGCAGAGCAACCCUACCUUCCCUGGAUUGGAUGCAUCUGCCCCCACAAGUUCACAAGAGCUGGCAAUACCUAAUGAUUUUAUUGGCUGCAUAAUUGGAAGACAAGGCAGCAAGAUCAAUGAGAUUCGCCAGGUCUCUGGAGCUCACAUCAAAAUUGCCAGCGCCACUGAUGGCUCAGCCAUGCGCCAAGUCACGAUCACAGGCUCGCCAGCCAGCAUCAGCGUGGCCCAGUACCUCAUCAACGCCAGCUUAGAGAUGGCUAAAUACACCAUGCAGGCUGCUUCCUCUGUGACCCCAGUUGACCUCAACAUGAGCUUCUCUCAGUCUGCUCCCACUGCCUCCACUGCUGCUACCUCUAUGGCCGUCCUGGCGGCCACCACCCAAGCCCCCACCACCAUUAACGUCCACUCACCCUCCACCUUACCAACCAUCCAAAACCCACACUACGCCGUCCCCGUUUCCAGCCUGCUUGGCAUGAAAACUCUCCCUGUCCUGACUGUCCACCCAGCAGCCGCUUCCAGCCUAACACAUGGUUUAUCCCCUUACACCGCAAAAAUGCCGACCUCCGGCAUCAAAAAAUCUGAGCGGCAGAAGUUUGCUCCCUAUUGAUGUCUGCUUUUUAAGUCUAGUCAGUGUGGCUGACUGGUAAGACAUUAUGAAAUGAUGGCAAAGUAUUAAUAUUUGGCAUUUAGGCCUAAAAACAGCUUACACCAGCAUGUGUGUUUGCCAGUGUAGCACUUGUUUUCUAUAAAUCAGGAGACUAUUAGAAACAGACUAAAAGGAUGGUAGUAUCAAAACAUGUCCUCAUUAAUUAAAAACAGGCAGCGUGGUGCGUAUUAACU
This is a messenger RNA of Thunnus maccoyii (southern bluefin tuna), 1921 nucleotides long. RefSeq lists its product as uncharacterized. The record is from RefSeq and is a predicted model, not a curated record. Gene Ontology annotation, cellular component: cytoplasm; nucleus. Lineage: Eukaryota; Metazoa; Chordata; Actinopteri; Scombriformes; Scombridae. The transcript has 13 exons. Bases 384 to 1688 code for a protein of 434 amino acids. Gene Ontology annotation, molecular function: mRNA binding. Gene Ontology annotation, biological process: negative regulation of mRNA splicing, via spliceosome.